UCAUGGGAACUUUCUAAGGUAGACAUGUCAGGACGCACUCCUCAAAAUUCCCUCCUCCUAUUGUACAUGAUAUCAAAUCUGUUACAAGAUAACGCCCAUUUGAAUCACGCUCAUCUGCAAUACUGGGUCCUUCAUUCUGUUGACCUUUCCCAAUUGCAUUCAUUGCCUAUCGGUUAAAGCUUUGUCUAAUCUUCAGGCGCAACUCAUUUCGGCGUUGCUUAUCACAAUUGCCCCCUUUCUCAACAUGAAUCCCAGAAAGACGGUACAGAUAAAAACAUUGAACCAGCGGUAGGGUUGGAGACUUUGGAGAGUUCUCUCCAAUCUUCAGUCUCGCGACCAGUAGUAGAGAGUGUUGAGCUGAGCCCAGCUGGUCCUUCGAUGGUACGACGUCACCAUGAUAAAUGGAGGCGCGUGUCUUCCAAAACAACUCCUCGUCGUAAGCUUAUCGGAUUCUCUUCACACCCUCGAUGAUGUCUCGAAGUACCUGCUUAUCCGGAUGAUAUGAGAAAUUUGGACGCCCGCGACGGACCGGGCCACACACACACACACCCGCGUAUAAACCCUUGGUGGGGGAUAUCUAUGACCAAACACAGAGGCGCACGGUGAUCGAUCACUAUUCGGUGGCAUAAUCGAGUGAAAUAUCAGCCCGCAUUAUUAUUGGCCCCGCCAGUCUAGUGCAAUAAAUCGAUACCAAGCAUUCGGAUGGUCAGUUUGCAGUCAUCCCUGUCUACUGCCGGACGGGACUGUCGCGCGUGGUCUCCUCCCGUGUUUCGGCCAUUGUUUUUGUGAGCGGCCAAUCGAAGUGGUGCAAAAAUGGGAAUAUGGGACAGUGUUAAGGAUUUUCGGAAAUAUUCCAACCAAUAUCUGGCUGCUUUCACCGGCACACUGCUGAUGCUUUCGGUGGCUGCAUCGUACGGUUGGACUUCGCCAACGCUUCCUCUUCUGCUUGGCGAUGAUUCACCGCUGCCCAUCACACCGGACGAAAGCUCCUGGAUCGUGUCCAUCCUCGUGCUCACGUCUAUUGCCGGGCCCGUUGCAUCGGCCUGGCUUAUCGAUGGCUUUGGACGCAAGGUGACGCUUCUGCUGGCCGUGCUGCCCAGCAUCGUGGGCUGGAUUCUGAUCGGUGUCGGUGAUUCCGUCACGGUCGUGUUCAUAUCCCGAGCGCUUAGUGGCAUUUCGUACGGUAUGGCGUACUCCUCCAUGCCACUGUACCUCGGCGAAAUUGCUUCGGACCGGAUACGCGGUUCCAUCGGCACGUUGCUCACGGUAAUGGCUAAGACGGGCAUUCUGCUCGAGUACAUUAUUGGACCGUAUGUGGAGUAUCGCACCCUGGCCUGGAUAUCGCUCUCCUUCCCGGCGACGUUCUUCGUGCUGUUUCUCUGGCUGCCGGAGUCGCCGUACUAUCUGCUGGCAAAGCAGCGCACCGAACAGGCGGAGAAGAACCUGCGCUGGCUACGCAAGACGGGCGAUGUCCAGGACGAGCUGAAAAUGAUGCAGACUGCCGUGGAACGAUCGCAGCAGAAUCGUGGCACCUUCCGGGAUCUGUUCAGCCGAGGCAACAGGCGCAGUUUGAUCAUCAUUCUCGGGCUCGGUGCGCUUCAGCAGCUGUGCGGCAGCCAGGCGGUCAUCGCUUACUCGCAGCAGAUCUUCGACCAGGUAAACAGUGGCCUCAAGGCACACGAAUCCUCCAUCAUAAUGGCCGUCAUUCAGCUCGUUACGGCGGCCCUCUCCUCUUCGAUCGUCGAUCGCGUCGGACGCCGUCCGUUGCUGCUCAUUUCCACCGUCGGCUGUGCGGUCGGCACGUUCAUCGUGGGACUGUACUUCUUCCUAGUCGACCAGGAGGUCGAUGUGGACGGGAUCGGCUGGAUUCCGCUUGCCGUCAUCAUGAUCUACAUCAUAUUCUACACCGUCGGUUUGGCGACGGUACCGUUCGCUAUCCUGGGCGAAAUAUUCCCCACCAACGUGAAGGCAGUGGCAGCCGCCAUUUACACCAUGUUCGCCGGUUCGGUUGGAUUCGGUGUGUCCAAGCUGUAUCAGCUCAUCUCCGACGAGGCGGGCACGUACGUGUCGUUCUGGAUUUUUGCGGCCUGCUCGGCCGCGUUCGUAGUGUUUGUGUUUGCACUCGUGCCCGAAACGAAGGGCAAACCGCUCGAUCAGAUACUGAUCGAGAUGCACACCUCCACGAGCCGGAGUCUCAACUGUUGCUGUCGCUCGUCCGCCAAGCAAGACCCAGCCACACAUGCAGCGUAACCGGGGCCUUAAACCUAUAGCUUCUACUGCGCUUAUUUACUGAGCGAGAAAACAUUGUCUACAAUAAUAUGUUACGUACAUUUACCUUUUUUUUAACCCGGAA
Messenger RNA from Anopheles stephensi (Asian malaria mosquito), 2353 nucleotides. RefSeq names its product facilitated trehalose transporter Tret1-like. The transcript has 2 exons. Bases 814 to 2250 code for a protein of 478 amino acids. Gene Ontology annotation, molecular function: sugar transmembrane transporter activity. NCBI's taxonomy places the organism in Eukaryota, Metazoa, Arthropoda, Insecta, Diptera, Culicidae. The record is from RefSeq and is a predicted model, not a curated record. Gene Ontology annotation, biological process: transmembrane transport; carbohydrate transport. Gene Ontology annotation, cellular component: membrane.